This is a messenger RNA of Clunio marinus, 1285 nucleotides long. The record is from the annotation of a GenBank genome assembly. Lineage: Eukaryota; Metazoa; Arthropoda; Insecta; Diptera; Chironomidae.
CUUCAUUCCUUCUUGUAAUUCGCUACAAUAUCAACGACUUUGUUGAAGAAAAAAAAUUGGAAAUUUGUGAAACUUUCCCGUUUGAUUUGAAUUUAAUAAAGAUUUGAACGCAAUGGAGUGCUGUUUAUCUGAGGAAGCAAAAGAACAGAAAAGAAUUAAUCAGGAAAUUGAGAAGCAGUUAAAAAAAGAUAAAAGUAAUGCUAGAAAAGAACUGAAGCUUCUUCUUCUCGGUUGUGGAGAAUCAGGAAAGUCAACCUUCAUCAAACAGAUGAGAAUUAUUCACGGCUCGGGUUAUUCUGAUGAAGAUAAGAAAGGGUUCUGUAAGCUCAUUUACCAGAAUGUGUUCAUGUCAAUCCAAUCAAUGAUCAAAGGGAUGGAACAGCUUGGCAUUCCAUAUGCAGACCCGUCUUGUACUGAAAAAGCUGAACUCAUUAAAGGUGAAGAUUUUGAAAUGGUUCAAACAUUUGAACCAACGUUUUCUAACGCGAUUAUGGACUUGUGGAAAGAUAGUGGCAUUCAAGCUUGUUAUGAUCGACGACGCGAGUAUCAGCUGACGGAUUCAGCGAAAUACUAUCUCGAUGACUUGCAAAGAAUUUCGGAAGCAGAUUAUUUGCCUACUGAACAAGACAUUUUACGAGCACGUCAACCAACAACUGGAAUUAUUGAAUAUCCUUUUGAUUUAGAUUCUAUCAUCUUCAGAAUGGUUGAUGUGGGUGGACAGAGAUCUGAAAGGCGAAAAUGGAUUCAUUGUUUCGAAAAUGUUACUUCUAUUAUUUUCCUUGCCGUUCUUAGUGAAUAUGACAUGACGUUAUUUGAAACGAACGAGAAUCGCAUGAAUGAAUCGUUAGCCUUGUUCAGAACGAUUAUUACUUAUCCUUGGUUUGCCAACUCUUCAAUCAUUCUUUUCAUGAACAAAAAGGAUUUACUUGAGGAAAAAAUUAUGACUUCACAUCUUGUCGAUUAUUUUCCCGACUUUGAAGGUCCCAAACAAGAUCAUGCUUCAGCUAAAGAUUACAUGCUUAAAAAGUUUUUGAAUGAAAAUCCCGAUCCCGAACGAACAUGCUACUCUCACUUCACUACAGCAACAGAUACGGAAAAUAUUAAAUUGGUGUUUUGUGCUGUUAAAGAUACAAUCAUGCAAAAUGCUUUAAAAGAAUUUAAUUUGGCUUAAAACUUUUAUUUCUUUCGUGUUCUGAAAAUGUAUUUUGAUGAUGAAAAAUAUUGGAAAUAAAGAGAAAUCUCGAGUGCAAUGAUGUUUUAAGUUUUUAAAAAUAUUCUAGUGCGU